Heterobasidion irregulare TC 32-1 is the source of this 1004-nucleotide messenger RNA. It is a transcript of the gene cpx2, whose product is annotated as Chloroperoxidase 2. Gene Ontology annotation, molecular function: peroxidase activity. The transcript has 2 exons. Lineage: Eukaryota; Fungi; Basidiomycota; Agaricomycetes; Russulales; Bondarzewiaceae. Bases 47 to 733 code for a protein of 228 amino acids. The record is from RefSeq and is a predicted model, not a curated record.
CACACACCAGCCCACCCCAUCCUCACGGCCCCCACCUUCCUACAUAAUGCCUCCGUCCAUCCCUUCCGACGUUUCUCAUGCGUUUGUCCCAGCCGAGGAAAGCGAUAGCCGCUCCCCUUGCCCCGCGCUGAAUGCCCUCGCGAAUCAUUCGUACCUCUCCCACGAUGGCCGCAAGCUCUCGGUCGUCGAGCUCGUUAGCGCCCUGCGCGAGGUGUACAACAUAUCGCUACCCCUCGCGUCUAUCCUCAGCCUUGUAGGCGUGGUCGUGUGCGGCGACGGCUGGAAGCUCGAUCUCGAGGACCUUGCAAAGCACAACAAAAUCGAGCACAACGGUUCCCUCGCGCAUGCCGACGCCGCUCCGGGCUAUCUCUACGCACCCUCCACCCCCGACAAGCAGCUCCUCGAUCACCUCCUCGGUCUCUCGACCGACGGCCGUCAUGUCACGUUCGAGGAAUUUGUCCGUGAACGAGCCGCCCGCGACGCUGCCCUUUCCCAGCCCCUCAGCAAUGUCCACAAUGUCAUUGCCCGGGGCGAGAUUGCGCUGACAUGUCAGGUCCUCGGCGAUGAGGAGGGUCGAGUCCCGACGGAGUAUGUCAGUGAAUGGUAUGGACAGGAGAAACUACCCGACGGCUGGGUGAAGCCGGCGCGGCCUGUCGGAGUGAUAUCGACCACAAAGUUGAAUCAGCAGGUCGCUACCUUGUCCGCCCAAUUCGAGUCAAAGAGGAAUCUUUGAUUAGAGCUAAGAGGCCAAGAGUAGCCCCACUCCCCUGUGGCUUGAUUUCUCUUGAUUGGCUUGUAUUCCUCGUUGCUACUUUACUUUGAUUGUGGGACUCGUAGUCAGGAUAUUUUUCUUUCACUCUAUAAUUUCUACUCGGUCUGUAGCUUAUCUUUCUGUCGGUUGCAUAGUCUCCUGAAUCUGUACUUUAUUGUGUUACUAGCAGGGCCUAGAGUUUUCUGUAAAAUCUUGUGGAAUGGCCUAAUAGAGAAGGACCUUUACAGAAAAA